Mycena citricolor is the source of this 322-nucleotide messenger RNA. The record is from the annotation of a GenBank genome assembly. Lineage: Eukaryota; Fungi; Basidiomycota; Agaricomycetes; Agaricales; Mycenaceae.
GCACCCGGGGGCCUCAUCCCCAGGUGGCUGGCGGAGAGAUCCCUGCCUGCCCGUAUCGCACUGGUGUGUCUGUUGUACUGGCUCCGGGGUGCAGCAGAUCUCACCCUUGCAUGCACAGGAUGUGACCAGCUUCAUCGACUGGUAUUACACCUCUCACUUGCAGGCACGAGAUGUGAAACAGCCGCCAAGCUCAGGUGUGUCGAUGGAUCAUUCUCUCUCGGGUGGCGAUCCAUAUGCUUAAUUGCGCCGUGCAGAGCGGCCCGUGCUUGGAGUUGCCUUGGCCCUGGUGAACGUCCUGACUUUGUAUCAGCGAGGCAUUGUC